AUAUAUAUAUAACUUUUUGCAUUUAAUAUUAAUUUUAUUAUUUUAAUAAUAAUUUUAUAUAUUGAUAUCAAAGAAAUUAAAAAAUGGAGGAAGAAGAAGGUAUUAGAGAUAAUAAGAAUAAUAAAAAUAUCACAAAAGAUGGUUCAGUUGAUUGCUAUCGAAAACCAGCUCUAAAAGAGACUAGUGGUACAUGGAGAUGUGGAAUUUUGCUUCUAGUGAAUCAAGGACUGGUCAUAUUGGGAUUUUCAGGUGUUGAAGUGAACUUGGUUGUGUUCUCAAAAUCAGUUUUGAGGUACUCUCAUGCUGAGGCUGCACACACAUUUACCACAUGGAUGGGAACAGUCUAUCUCUUCUCAUUAAUUGGUGCUUUUCUUAGUGACUCUUACUUGGGAAGAUACCUAACUUGUCUCAUCUUUCAAGUCAUUUACAUUAUUGGUUUAAUAGCAUUGUCCUUAUCAACACACAUAUUUCUACUCACUCCUCAAGGUUGUGGAAAGAUUGGUGAGCCAUGUGAGGCUCACAAACCAUUCCAAAUAGCAUUAUUCUACACAUCAAUAUACCUAAUUGCCUUAGGAAAUGGGGCAGCUGAGGCUGCACUUGCUGCAUUUGGAGCUGACCAAUUUGAUGAGGAAGAUCCAAAGGAAAGACACUCCAAAGCUUCAUUCUUUACCUACUUUUACUUGGCUCUAAACCUCGGUGCCCUAGCCGCCGAGACGAUUUUGGUUUACAUCGAGGACAUGGGGCAAUGGGUGUUGGCUUUUCGGAUUUGUACUUUAUCUUCCAUUGUUGCUUAUGGUUUUCUCUUAAGUGGGAAUUUGAGGUAUAGGCGUUUUAAGCCUUGUGGGAAUCCCAUCUCUAGGUUUUCUCAAGUUAUUGUUGCCUCUUUUAGAAAAUUUAAUCUCAAGAUGCCCUUGAAUGGUGAUCAAGAGCUUUAUGAAGUUGAUUUGAAAGAGAGUGAAAGAAAUGGAAUGAGGAGGAUUCUUCAUAGUAAUGGCUUCAAGUUUCUUGACCGGGCUGCAAUCAUUAUGACAGAAGAUAUGAAACUAAUCACAACAACAACCGAAGGCAAAAGCACACAAAAUCCAUGGCAUGUUUGUACUGUCACUCAAGUUGAAGAAGUAAAAUGUGUGUUAAGAUUAUUACCAAUAUGGCUUUGCACAAUCUUCUCCUCUGUAGUUUUUGUUCAAAUGCUUUCGCUUUUCAUUGAACAAGGCGCAGUUAUGAACCAAAGAGUCUUCAGCUUCGAUAUCCCUCCUGCAAGCAUGACUGUAUGUGAUUUCAUCUUCACAUCGCUCUUCAUCAUACUAUACGAGAGACUCGUAUUCCCUUUGCAUGUUAAAGUAACAAAACGCGAGCCAAAGCUUCCGAGUGCCUUAGAGAGGAUAGGAAUAGGGCUCGCUAUUGCCUCACUAGCCAUGUUGGUAGCUGGAUUCGUCGAGCAACAAAGGAGGAAAUUCGCCAUUGGUUCCCUCAAACAGGAGACUAGCUCUUUGAGCAUUUUGUGGCAAAUUCCGCAGUACUUUCUAGUGGGAGCUUCGGACGCGUUUGUCUAUGUGGCUCGGAUGGAAUUUUUUGCUUCACAAGCACCCGACGGGUUAAAGAGCUUGGGAAUAGGGUUGUCGUUGUCUGCUUCGGCCAUGGGGAGCUACGGUGCUAGCGCUAUUUUAAGUAUCGUGAUGAGGAUUACAUCUUCGAGUGAUGGGAAGAAACCCGGUUGGGUUCCUCCUAACCUAAAUGAUGGCCAUUUGGAUUGGUUUUACUUCUUAUCAGCUGCUUUGGCUGCACUCAAUUUUGGAUUAUUUGUUGUUUGUGCUAAGCAUUAUAAGCCUAUAUCUUUUGAGGAAAGAGAUGGAGAAACUGAAAUGAGAGUUUUAGAUUCAACUUAGAUAAUCUUCUAAAGCUACCUUGAUUGCCUUUAGAAAUUGUUGAUUAGUAUUAAAAAGUUCAAAUUAGAGAAAAUGACAUUCUAAAUGAUCAAAAUCAAUUCAAGAAGACAGUGAAUGAAAACCUGUUUAACAAAGUUUUGAAAUUUAGAAGUGUUCUGAUGAAAUUUCAGAAAUAUUUAGUAAAUGUUUAAAUAAAAUAUCAAAAAUUUCCUACUACUUAAUCCAUUUUCUAAUAAUAGACUCUCUCUAUUUAUUACAUCAAAACACAUUUAUAUAAUUUAAAUAUUAAGUUUGAGUGAACUAUCGAAACAGAGCAACUAAAAAGCCUUAAACGAAUCCAAAUUAUGUCAUACCCGGGUUCGUCUGGUCCUUUGAAAAGUUUGUCCGGUGCUUUGAAAAGUUUGCUUCGCCAUCAACUUUACCUUCAGUGGCUCGGAAAUGGGGAAACCUUGUGCCUCCAUCAACUGCCCCAUCCUACGAGCCUGUUGCUGAAAGCCGCCAGCCACAAGUCCAUCUAUGAUCCUCUCGAACUCACCCUGACCCAAUUCUUCCUUUCUAGCCUCGAGAACCCCCAAAGCUUGUAGAGCCUUUUUCUCAAUUCCAGCCUUUGAAUACAUAUCACAAAGGCUUACAUGAAGUUUAAGCGGAGGAGCUUCACCCAGCUCGGAAAUUUUGGCCACCACUUGCUCGGCCUCCUCAACUAGUUUUAGUUUUCCUAACCAAUCCACAAGAACAGUGUAAGUAGCUACUCCCGGUUCGAAACCAUCCUUCUCGAGCUGCAACAAAAGUUCCAAGGCUAGACCCAAUUGGUUCUUCACUUGAUAAGCUGAAAUCAUGUUUCCAGUGCACUCGUCGUCUGGCAUUUCACCAAGUUUUCUUAAGUGGUCAAAGUAGUUCCUUGCAUUAACAGAUUCGCCAGCUUUCCCAUAUGCCUCGACAAGCAAUUUACAAGUCUCGGCAUUUACUUGGUACCCAGCACACAGCAAGGAACUGGAAAUAUUUAAGGCUCCAAUGCAAUCUCCUUUAUGGGAAAAUGAUCGAAACACAGCCAUGUACAUCUCCUCUGUGGGAUUGAUAUUGCUCGCUUCCAUAUCCCUCACUAUUUUAUGCGCUUUUCCAGGUUGCUUGGCAUUGACAUAAGCCAUGAUCAUGGAAUUGUAAAGAUUAAAGUCUAGUUGGAAACCUUGGGCCCUCAAACUUUCGUACGCUUCUUCUGCACGUUCAAGAUUUCCAACCUUGCUGUACAUGUGAACCAAAACAGUGGCAGUCAAAAUAUCAGGCAUGAUACCAUUUUCAGUCAUCUUUUUGAGGAUUCUCUCUGCAUCUUCCAAACGGUUCUCUUUAGCAUGAGCAUCGAUAAGCUUUGAGUAAUCACGAAUAUUUGCUUGGAAAGACUUCUCGCUUAAUAAAAGUUCUGCUACCU
Cannabis sativa is the source of this 3309-nucleotide messenger RNA. RefSeq names its product protein NRT1/ PTR FAMILY 7.3-like. Bases 84 to 1886 code for a protein of 600 amino acids. Gene Ontology annotation, biological process: transmembrane transport. The transcript has 4 exons. NCBI's taxonomy places the organism in Eukaryota, Viridiplantae, Streptophyta, Magnoliopsida, Rosales, Cannabaceae. Gene Ontology annotation, molecular function: transmembrane transporter activity. The record is from RefSeq and is a predicted model, not a curated record. Gene Ontology annotation, cellular component: membrane.